Molecule: messenger RNA, 1581 nt
Organism: Mesorhabditis spiculigera
Lineage: Eukaryota; Metazoa; Nematoda; Chromadorea; Rhabditida; Rhabditidae
Source: the annotation of a GenBank genome assembly
AUGGAUAGAGUAGGGGAGGCGUCAACAUCGACGCCAAUCGACAUCCCAGCCAUACAGGCCGGUAUCGAUCAGAAAAAGCCUGCCAAGCAAAUUGUUCGCGAAUCGGUCAGAAAGAUCGGUGCCCACUAUGCCUACCCCUUCCGCAGUGCUUCUAAUUUCUGGCAAACGAAAGACUUACUGCCGGACAUGAUUGGAGGGGUGACGACUGGUGUGAUGCACGUACCUCAAGGCAUCGCUUACUCGGUAUUGGCGGGUGUCCCUCCGGUCAACGGUCUCUACUCGUCGUGCUUCCCGGAUUUCUUCUAUAUGGUUUUUGGGACAUCCCGUCAUGCAUCAAUAGGUAGUUUCGCCGUAGUCGCCUUGUUAGCUGGCGUGGCCAACACUAAUGUGCAAGAAAUAUUGCGGAUGCGCGAACAGAACGGCUCCUUCUCGGCAGACCCGUAUAGUCCGGUUGAAAUAGCAAUGACCCUGACACUGUGUGUCGGCAUUAUCCAGCUUUUAUGCGGCCUGCUUCACCUCCAGUUCUUAACUAAUUAUUUCUCGGAUGCUUUGGUCUCAGGUUUUACGACGGGUGCCGCUGCCCAUGUGCUAAUCGAGCAAUUCGACGAUCUCCUCGGUGUCAAAAUCCCCAAAUAUUCCGGACCGGGUUAUAUUUUCAAGAAGCUGUUUGCGCUGAUGGUGCGUAUUCCCGAGGCGAAGCCGAUAAUCCUCAUCGUUUCGGCAUUAUCGCUUGCGUUUCUUUACAUCGGUAAAGAAUACCUGACACCGUUUUUGAAGAAGCGUUUUGGGCUAAAAUUGCCGAUUCCUUGGGAACUGAUUUUGAUGGCCAUUGGAUCAGCCUCCUCAUAUUUGAUGAGCAUGAGCCAACGAUAUGGUGUACCGGUGGUUCAGCACAUCCCGAUCGGAGUACCAGAGCCGUCACUGCCGAUUCUCGACCUAAUCCCCGCAUGUCUCGUUGCUGCUCUCCCGAUUGCUGUCGUCGCCACCGCUGUCCACAUCUCAAUGGCAAAAAUGCUAGCCAAACAGUAUAACUACAAAAUUGACGAUCAACAGGAGUUGUAUGCCUUGGGCUUCACAUCUAUUCUUGGAGGGCUUUUCCCGGUUUAUCCUGUAUCAACAGCCCUCGGUCGGACCAUGGUCAAUGUUUCCAGCGGUUCCAGAACCCAGCUCUCGACAGUUUUCUCUUGCGUCCUCCUAUUGACGUUAAUAUUGUGGCUUGGCGUUCUCAUCGAGCCGCUACCAAUGUGCAUCUUGGCGGCGAUUAUUACGGUGGCCCUGAAAGGAAUGUUCCAAAAAUGGGACGAGCUGAAUGCUUUCUGGACGGUCAGCAAAAUUGAUGCGUUCGUCUGGGUGUUUUCCUUCGUUUGCACGCUUUGCGUGGAUGUCGUCUGGGGCUUGGCGGCUUCGAUCGCCUUCUCACUGGCCAUUUUGGUGGCCCGUCUACAAUGGCCGCGAUGGCAGCACUUCUUCCAGCCAAGCCUUGGAAAACCCGCAACAUUUGAUGGGCCUCUAUCCAUCUGCGUGCACAAAUUCAACGCCCCAUUGGUUUUUGCCAAUGUGGAACGGCAAGUUCAAAACAAA